CCCUCAGUCGACAGCGCACCAGCCGUGCAUGCAUGCGUGACGUGCUGUGUUGCAUGCUCGACUGACACAUGACUGAGCUACCCGAGCGACUCGAGACUCUUGAUCUUGUGAUCGAUGCUGGUGAGCAGAAUUCUGCAAUCAUCAACUUUCGUUCGUGCAUAAGUUGGACAGUGUGAACAAGGAUUUGGGCUGCAAGAGAUACAAGUGUGGAUGGCCAGAGAGCAGAAUGCAACAGGUGACAGUCAUUGUUAUUGGUGCAGGGCAAAGGGGGAAGACCUACAGUAACUAUGCAUUGGACUAUCCAGAAAAACUAAAGGUUGUAGGGGUUGCGGAUCCCAACACAGUAGCAUGUAGGCAGCUGCAGAAGCUUCACAACGUUCCUGAAGACAGACUGUUUGAUGAUUGGACCAAAGUGUUAGCGCAAGACAAGUUUGCUGAUGCUGUCAUUAUCUCAACUCCUGACCAGCUUCAUAAGGAUCCGGCUGUAGCAUGUGCCAAUGCAGGAUACCACAUCUUGUUGGAGAAACCUAUGGCAACGACAGAGCAAGGAUGUCGUGAUAUAGUGGAGGCUUGUAAACGUAAUAACAUCAUUCUCUCGGUCUGCCAUGUUCUGCGUCAUUAUCCUCCCAUGCGUAAGAUUAAGGAAUUAAUUGACAGUGGUUUGGUGGGUGACAUAGUCAAUAUACAACACACUGAACAGGUUGGUUAUUGGCACUUUGCACAUGCCUUUGUACGUGGCAACUGGUGUCGGGAAGAUACCUCUACAUUCUCUCUACUUGCCAAAUGUUGCCAUGAUGUUGACCUUUUAUCAUGGUGGAUGAGCAAGUACAGAUGUACUGGGGUAUCAUCAUUUGGGUCACUCUUUCACUUUAGGAAGGAAAAUAAGCCACCUGGUUCAUCCUCAAGAUGUCUAGAUUGCAAGGUUGAGACGAAGUGCUGUUACUCAGCCAAGAAACUCUACAUAGACAUAUAUAAGAUGGGUAACUCUGAUUGGCCAGUUUCAGUCAUUUGUAACAAUCCUUCUAUUGAAUCCAUCACUGAGGCAUUACAACAUGGGCCAUAUGGACGAUGUGUGUAUGACUGUGACAAUGACGUGUGCGAUAAUCAGGUUGUUAGUAUGCGUUUCAGCGGAGGACGGACGGCAACACUUACAAUGGUGGCAUUUACAGAAAGCGUUGGUCAAAGAAUUGUCAGAGUCUUUGGGACAAAGGGUGAGAUUAACCUCAGUGCUGCUGGUGAUGUCCGACACUAUGACUUUCUGAGUCAGCAGACGGUGGAUGUGACUGUUGACUUCCCUGCAUCAUCAGCUAGGGUGCGGUCUAGCUCGCUAGGCCAUGAUUUGGCUGAUUUCUACCUAAUGGACAAUUUUGUUCAUGCACUAGCGAUGAAGGACCCAUCUAUUAUUCCAGCUUCAGCAGAGGACAUACUGACGAGUCACCUGCUAGUGUUUGAGGCAGAGAAGGCUCGGCGGCAAUCCAGAGUCAUUUCCUUUGAGGAGCAUUGACAAGAUCAUGUGAUGAGCAUUGACAGGAUCAUGUGAUGAGCAUUGACAGGAUCAUGUGAUGAGCAUUGACAGGAUCAUGUGAUGACCUAAGAACUCUUUAACAUGACACAGCCAUUUUACUGACAAGUAUUAAAGGAAAUUGGCAUUUACAUAAACAAGUAAAAGGCUCUGAAAUGCUAAUUGAAUUCAAACACAUAUUAAAAGUACCAAAUCUAACAACACAAUGACUGGUCCCCCACAGUACUGAACCAACAAAAUGUUGAGCUAUGAUUACCUUAGAUGCGGAGUAUGCGUAGUUCGGGUUUAGAAGUCAUAAUUUCAUUUGCAUUUUAAGUUACUUGUUCACUUAUAAAAAUAAGUGCAAAUGGAUUCUAUUUAAAAUUUAUCAAAGUUUGUAAAAAUGCCCAAUCCUAACCAACCGACGUUAAACAUGAUCCUACAGUAUGCUACUGGCCUGUGUCCCACACACCACUCGGCCUCCGGCCUCAUGGGUUGUUGGAUACAAACGCACUACGUUAUUCCAUGUUCCACUUGUGCUUGCAGGAUAACUAAUAACAUCAUGGUUCAAAUUAUGUAGGAUAUCUAUGGAUACCAUGAGAAUCAAUUUAAAACACCGGUAAUGGUAAAAUUUGGCUGUUUUCUACAGAAAUAAGCAUUUUUGUGUGAGUCCCAUAAACAUGGACAUUUAAAAAUGUGUGACCUUGUCGAAAAUGAAAUACUUGUACAUGUAUAUCAAGAUACCAAAUUGAGUUGUUGAAUGGGAGGUUUGCAGUAACACCAUAUGAAUGAAAGAUAUCUCUUAAUGAGUUGUGUGGUUCCGAGAAGAACCAGUUGAUUUAACUCGACGUUUCAAACAGGAUGCUCUGCUCGUAAAGUGAGUUACAUGUACAUGUACAUAUCAAAAUGCAUAGCCAAUGAUGUCCUUCCUACUACAUAGUGACCAAAUCUUUGAGUACAACAUUGCCUUCAAGACUCGUUUGUGGGAUCCAAUCACCAUUUAAAUGUACAUGUAAUUGCAAUUUGUCUCCCAGAGACGUGUUCCUGUGAUGUUUUUAUCUUUCCCAAGAUGACUGCCAAUGCGUCACUUUUGAACAGUUCUGCAAAAAUGUGUAUUUGUUAGGUGUUAUUCUUGCGAUUGUAUUUUAUGUAUGAUUAUUGUUAUAUAUUGAUGUCUGUUUUUUAGUAAUCUUAUUAGUACAUGUUUACAUGCUGCAAAUAAAGUAAUGAAACAAAAUUAAAUAUCUAUCUUGACAAUAUUUUGUACAUCGUAUUUCCAUUGAUUAAACGUUAUAUUUUGCAUAUAUUUCACAGGGAUGUGAUUUACCCUGUAUAAAAUAUCAGAAAUAAAAUAUAAAUAUAUGACAUUAAAUACGGUGGUGGAUAUGAUUUACCUUGUAUAAAAUAGGAGAAAAUAUGCGACAAAUAAAAUAUGCAUGAAUAAAAAAAAUUAAAUGUUUUGGAAUUAU
Messenger RNA from Patiria miniata (bat star), 2970 nucleotides. RefSeq names its product putative oxidoreductase YteT. NCBI's taxonomy places the organism in Eukaryota, Metazoa, Echinodermata, Asteroidea, Valvatida, Asterinidae. The record is from RefSeq and is a predicted model, not a curated record. Bases 227 to 1504 code for a protein of 425 amino acids. Gene Ontology annotation, molecular function: nucleotide binding. The transcript is spliced from 13 exons.